AUGGUCUCCGUGGGUACCAGUCACUCGCCUGCAAAACCUCACGGACCUCCUGUCACGUUGACGCGAGUCGCACGCGCCGCUUCGGCCCCAUCACCGGUCUCGUCAUGGUCAACCAAAGCCCUGGCCUACGUCCGACUGCUCUCUCCCGCGCCGUCCAUCACCUCAAAACACCUCGACUCGCCCUCGGAACGUAUCAAGCAACUCCGCCAAUUGAUCCUGCUCGAAUCCUUGCCCGCCGGCGAAGAGGGCGCAAGACUGAGACCGUUGGUUUGGAAGCUGUUGCUCAGCUUGAACGAGCUACCGCCGCACGAUGAACAUCACUACGACACGCUGUUCCGGGAUGACGAUAUUCAUCCCUUGCUUGAUGUCAAGACCUACUACUCGCUCGUGUGAGUUUCAAUCUUGCCUCGGCCCGCCCCUUUCUAUGGGCAAGAUAGGAGAUCACUCUCGUUCGGCCCAGCACUCAUCUUGAAACCCGAGUCCUCCCCCACCCACCGCAGCUCUAGAGAUCCCAGUCCCAUGUUUUCCAAGAUUCGCAACGACACCUUCCGGACCCUGGCUACCGACCUGGAGUUCAAGGAUCGAGUCGGCGAAGAUCGUCUCGUCAGGUUGUUGGAAGCCUUUGUCUGGAGGCAACUCGGUAAGUCUUACGCUUAGGCGUAGGUCAAAUACUAGGGGCCAUGGCUGGGCUGAAGUUCUAUCUUUUUGCGAUACAGACGCGACUGCAGAACAAGACGAUCGUCUUGGUCCUCUUUCAGCAUCAUCCUCGAUCGACCCAAGGACCCCCUAUGUCCAGGUCGGUCCUCUCUCCGGACCCUGAACUUUUGCCUCUCGAGGCUGAUCACCGCUUACCCCAACCCAGGGCAUGAACGUCCUUGCCGCUCCAUUCCUCUACGUCCUCCCAACGCAAAUCGAAGCAUUCGCUUGCUUCUCGAUCUUCAUCGAACACCAUGCACCGCGCUACGUCCGACCGACUUUGGACGGCGUGCACGCGGGUUUGCACGUAUGUCUUACCGAAGGUACUAACUGCUUGAGUUCCUGGUUCAGACCGCUGAUCCUCUCCCCUCCUUUCCUCUGCAGCUCGUCGACCUCUGCCUCGCCGCGCUCGAUGAACCGCUCCACGCCCACCUCCUCUCACACCGUCUCACAGCCGAGCUCUACGCCUUCCCUUCCCUCCUCACCUUCUGCGCCUCGACACCGCCUUUGCAUGAAGUGCUCGAGUUGUGGGACUUCCUGCUGAGUUGGGGCGUUGGUUUGAAUGUCGUUUGUGUGGUCGCUCAGUUGUGGUUGAUGAGGGAUGGGUUGCUUGUGUCGAAUUCGUGAGUCGUCAAAAAGAAACUUCCCGACUGGCUCAGGAAAGUAAAUCUACCCACCCUCUCAUCCUUCCCCCUUUAGUCCAAUGAAACUCCUCCGCACCCUCCCACCUUUACGAUCAAAGGACAUCAUCCCUUUGGUCGUCCAGUUCAUCGGCGAGUUGGAUCAGGAGUUGUACACGUCGGUGAUGCGACAUCCUUGGGAUGAUGGGUUGAGGUUCUGA
Molecule: messenger RNA, 1537 nt
Organism: Microbotryum saponariae
Lineage: Eukaryota; Fungi; Basidiomycota; Microbotryomycetes; Microbotryales; Microbotryaceae
Source: the annotation of a GenBank genome assembly